Messenger RNA from Lodderomyces elongisporus, 1161 nucleotides. Its product is annotated as SCF ubiquitin ligase complex subunit. Gene Ontology annotation, cellular component: SCF ubiquitin ligase complex; cytoplasm. The transcript has a single exon. Gene Ontology annotation, molecular function: protein binding. The record is from RefSeq and is a predicted model, not a curated record. NCBI's taxonomy places the organism in Eukaryota, Fungi, Ascomycota, Pichiomycetes, Serinales, Debaryomycetaceae. Bases 1 to 1161 code for a protein of 386 amino acids. Gene Ontology annotation, biological process: SCF-dependent proteasomal ubiquitin-dependent protein catabolic process.
AUGAGCACUGCAGCAACUUCGUUACCGCUGAAUCAUGCCGAGUCAAACUUGGAUCAUGAAGCUAUAAAGUAUUUUGAGCGAGCGAUAGAGAAGGAGGCACAAGGUCUAAUGUCGGAUGCCGUUGAGAACUACAGAAAGGCGUUUCGGAUAAAUGACCGGGUUGAUACUCUAUAUCGAAACUUGAAAGUACCUUCAGCAAUGAAGAAGCUUACACAGGAGAGGGGCAAGAAUGUGGGAACACGAGUCGAUGAAAAGGAAGUUGCAAAGAUAAAUGUUGACUUUUUAAUAAAGAGCUUUGCUAAUCUCGAAGUGGAUGGUUUGCACAUGAGUACCCACGAAGAUGAAGAAAAUAUGACAGUUGCACAACCAUCACCUUUGGUCCAUCUUCCAAAGGAUAUCUGGCUCUAUAUUUUGGAGGUCUUGGUGAUUACUCUUCCCGAAUCGUGGUUCAAAAUGUCAAUUACUUGCAAGAAGUUUGCCUACAUUGGAUUUGGAAGCAGUUCUAUAUGGAGACUCUUGUGUCAACUUGUUUAUCCAAAGCAAAGAUAUGAGGAGAAUGAGGGCCGAUUUGAACCGGCUAUACCGGACGAUCAGUUGCAGAUGGUUUCGCAGUAUACUGGCUGGAAACAGAUGUUAAGCAAACGACCUUUUGUGAAAUUUCAAGGUUGCUACAUCAGUGUAAUAAACUACUACAGUGAAGGUGCACGAGGCGAGUCAUCUUUGUCAUGGACAAACCCUGUGCGAACUAUCACUUACUAUAGAUAUCUACGCUUUUAUCCUGAUGGCACAGUAUUAAAAGUAUUGACAGUUCUUCCUCCAGAUCAAGUUGUUGCACAUUUACAAAUUGAUAAUCCACUGAUACCACACGACGAAAAACACAAUAAAGAAAGCCACAGAAUAUAUAGAGGGAAAUGGACAAUAAACUCCGACGGCGAAAUUCAUAUCAGGAUUGACCAAGGAUCAGUUGAUUAUUUAAUAUUUCAAUAUUACUUCACUGUCAAAUCUCUCGGAAUCAAUAAGCACGCUAAAUUAACCUGGAAUCAAUACUAUGCACAGCGCAAGGAGAUUGAAAAUGAUGAUCGGUCUGGUGAAAUAUCAGAGUAUUCGAUUCGUAAUGAGAAACCAUUUAAAUUCCUGAGAGUGAGAAGCUAUCAAACGUAG